AUGGCAAAAACAAUCGAACUCGAUCGUGAAAAAUAUGAAAAGUUCGUGAAAGAGCGCCUGGAAGCGGAUUAUCGGAUAAUCGUUGAGGCGAUGAACAAAGUUGUUGAUGAAAUUCGCGAAUAUGAAGCUUUAUUAUUGUGCAUCUCAAAACUUAAGGAAUCUCAGAUCGAUGAGGGCUUGGAAACUAUGGUAAAUGUCGGCAAAAAUAUAUUCUGUGAAGCAGUUGUAACGAAAUGCAAUCGGUUGAUUGUUAAGCUAUGCGACGAUCUGUUCGCAGAAUUGACUUUGGAAAGGGCUGAGUUCUUUAUUAUGAAUCGAAUAAAAUUGCUAAAUGAACGAGCCGGUGUAUAUGAACGCGAAGCUUUUUCAAUACAUGCAAGAAAAGAUUUAAUUCUAAGUUCACUUGAUCAGUUCACGCUAAAUCAUCAAAAUGCUUCGAAAGAAUUCCCCGAUGAUAUUGUUAGGAUUAUUGCUGAAAUAUCGAAAAUGCUCGCACAGGAACUCCUUGAAAGAAGUGCAAUUAAUGCAAGAGAUGGGCUAUCGAAUCAAGUGACAUUGGAGAAUUUUCAUCGAAUUAUCGUCCAAGCCAUUCUCGAUUUUUCUCUUUAA
Dracunculus medinensis (Guinea worm) is the source of this 609-nucleotide messenger RNA. The record is from the annotation of a GenBank genome assembly. NCBI's taxonomy places the organism in Eukaryota, Metazoa, Nematoda, Chromadorea, Rhabditida, Dracunculidae.